Molecule: messenger RNA, 2430 nt
Organism: Aplysia californica (California sea hare)
Lineage: Eukaryota; Metazoa; Mollusca; Gastropoda; Aplysiida; Aplysiidae
Product: phospholipid phosphatase 2
Exons: 7
Coding region: 22-981 (319 amino acids)
Biological process (GO): phospholipid metabolic process; signal transduction; phospholipid dephosphorylation
Molecular function (GO): phosphatidate phosphatase activity
Source: RefSeq, a predicted model, not a curated record
CUUUCACCACAACAAACAACCAUGGCGUUCUCUGCAUCAGGAGCAACGUAUCUGGUCAUUGAAAUUAUCCUCAUAGUGAUAGUUGCAACAUCAGCGAUUCUUAUGCGGAAGGUGUUGACUCCAUUCACACGUGGAUUCUUCAAAGACGAUGAUUCUCUCAUGUAUCCCUUCAAGCCUUCCUCGGUUACCAAUGUCUGGCUCUAUGUUGUUGGUUUUAUAGGAUUUGGUGUUGUGGUGGUUAUCACAGAGGGAGUCAUAAUCAGGCGUCAGUACCAGAACAGCGUGAAGAGGGACAACGCUCGCUCGCUCCCCAUGUGCUGGAUGGAGAACUGCUACCGAGUCCUUUCCCUGUUCGCCUUUGGCGCCGCCCUCACGCACCUGGUUACGAACAUAGGGAAGUACUCCGUCGGCAGACUGAGGCCUCACUUCUUCGCCGUGUGCAUGCCCGAUUGGUCGCGGCUCAACGACACCUCUGGUUACAUACUGGAGGACAUCUGUACCGGGCCGGAUAAGGAUCUUAUAAAAGAAGCGAGAGUUUCUUUUCCAUCCGGCCACUCUUCAAUUUCCAUGUACUGCGGAGUCUUUCUAUUUUUGUACCUGCUGAAGCGGUUCACCUGGAAGAAAAUCGUGGUGAUCCGGCCCCUGCUGCAACUGGUGGGCAUAAGCCUGGCUCUCUACACCUGUCUAACACGCAUCUCUGACUACAAGCACCACUGGAGCGACGUGAUAAUCGGGGCCAUGCUCGGAGCGGGCAUGGCUUUCUUCAGCAUGUUCUGGAUUCACAAGAUCCUUUUCGCAAAUGGUCGCGUCCCUGAAACAACGGAUGAAGAAAAUUAUCCACACACCUACCUCGACUUUCGGAAUGACCGAAGAGGAACAAGCGACGUCUUCUCACAGACUCUGCCCGACACGUUCUUCCUAAGCGUGGAUGUGGGUAGCAGCAGUGGAAUGGUUGUGUCUUCAUGUAGCCGCUCAUCGUGAAACAGCAACUGCUGCUGCUCCCUAAUGAGAACAUCUCACAUAGUACACAUGUAUUGCAAAAGGCCACGUUGAUUCUAUAAGUCAGUAAAACACAUGCAUGUUCAAUGAAAGGACAACUGAAAAAAAAAAAAUACAAGACCCGUCCGAACCAUUGCGAAAAUAGGGGCGUUUUGCUGCCAAACCAAUGAAAAUCAAAAUUAAUAAAAAUGUUCUGACAAGGCUACUUGAAGAUAGCAUACUAUUUCUCAUUCUAGGAGGAGGUACAGAUAAAGAAGAGUUUGAAGUCCACUAAACACUUAUUAACAUAAAUUUUAAAUGACUUCCAUUUGAAAUAAUUCUGUCAGCAAAGUUUUACACCUUGUACUACACACUCUAGGUGAUUAGGUCACUUGGAAUAGGAAUGACCUCUCCCUCUGACAGGUUCUGUAAAAAAAAAACUCAGAAGAUAAUAUUUCCUUACUGACUUCACAUUAUAAUUACUACAUGUACUGAACAUUGCACAGUUUUUCAGGAAAUUAUUAUUGCUAUUAUUGUCAUCAUAGGUCUUUAGUUACGGAAACAUCUUCAGCCAUCCACGUUUUGAUGUUGUUUUAGCAAUUUAUGAUAAUGACGGGGUCGAUAAAGAUGCUCUGAAGGAAAAGUUACUUCAUAUAUAUAUAUAUAUAUAUGUUACCGAAAAUAUAGAAGUGGUGAAAUCGGUACAAUGCAGUCUAGCAUGCGCACUGUGAAACACGCGCAUACCGAACAAAUUUCCAGGCUCCGAAUUUUUUUUCUUUUUAUGUGUAUACUUUCUUUUUGUGCUGAAAACAUGAACAUAACGAAACGAUGUUUUCAUAUCCCUUUGAUUUCACAAUGUGCGUGCUAGACAGUAUAGUAAAAAAUUUUUUUUUUAAUAGAAUACUAUUUUAUCGAUCCUAGAAGGGCAAUCUGGUUUACAAUGGAAAACAAAAACACUCAUUUUAUACAUAAUUAUACAUACAUGCAUACAUACAUACAUACAUACAUACAUACAUACAUACAUACAUACAUACAUACAUACAUAGGCUACAUACAUAAAUAACAUACACAUACAUAAAUACACAAUAUUACACCUGUACAGAACAAUGUGGAUGCGUUUUACCAAAGGAUACGCCAGAUUUUAGGGUGUGCGUAAAUUUUAAUCAAAAUGUAAUUAAGGUUGUUUCACAGGAAAGAAAAGAAGUAGAACCUACCUGUUGGACUGCUAAUGCUAAAAAAAACUAGUCCUAACUUGUAAACGGUUGGGCAACAUACAUAUAAAAUUAUAUGAUUUCUACUCUUAUCUGUAUUUUUUAAUUAGUUUAUUUUAUUUAUUCAUUUAUUUACACGCUUUGUAUAAAGCCAACAUUCUAAUCUUGCACUGAACUUUAUCAGAUUUGUAUACCUUGAACUUGAACAAACCAAAUAAAAAUCUUUUUUUUCCUCUCCGUA